Messenger RNA from Drosophila melanogaster (fruit fly), 2954 nucleotides. RefSeq lists its product as uncharacterized. Gene Ontology annotation, cellular component: membrane. Lineage: Eukaryota; Metazoa; Arthropoda; Insecta; Diptera; Drosophilidae. The record is from RefSeq and is marked reviewed. The transcript has 7 exons. Bases 266 to 2482 code for a protein of 738 amino acids.
CACAUGCUGAUAUCGAAGAACGAUAGACUUCGAUAGAUCACCUUUUUUCCCCCAGCAAAAAAGUAAAAUUCUUUGGGGUUUUUAUCAAGGUGAGGUGUGAAUAAUAGGAACUGUGACGGCGGUCGCGGCAAAUCGAUUGCCGCAUCUUGGAUCGCAGCUAGCGCGGAACUCUGCGCCGGAACGUUCCGCCCGGAAUCGCGGGGCAAAAGUGCCACGAAACGUCGCCGAAGAAUAGAAGCGGAAAAUUUGGGGAAAAUACGGAAAGAUGUGGGCUCCCGGCGGGGAUGUUAAAUCAAUAGUGGUGCUGGCGGCACUGACGGCGCUUCUCUGGGCCCCACUUGAGGUCCUUGGGCGGAAGCACCAUCUGGAAGUGAGGAAUGACCGUCGCCAGUACAUCGCACUCAGCACCUUUGGAUUCUACACUAAUGGCCAUUUGGAUGUGCAGCUCAGCAAAUUGACUUUUGACAAUGAGCAGUCUACAGAUUUGAUGGGUCUGUCGCUGGAUAAGACCACUAUUGACCAGCUUAAUCCCUAUUUGGACUCGCAUCAAAACAAAUGCAUUCUCGAGGAAUCACCUAAAUCCCAGAUCAGCGGACCCAUUCUCUUCUUCGUGCUGGACCUCAAGGAGCUUAAAGUUCGUGUUAAGUGCUCCCCCGAAUGGCACAAUAUGCACAUCUACAACCAAAUCCCGUCCAGAACCAAGCGGCACUCACACAUGGCCAAGGUCAGCGAUUCGGUUCUGUUUCGCCAGACCCGCGCUGCCCAAGAUUUCUCCGCCGAGGGGCCAGAUGAGUCCAUGGAGGAUCCCUUGGAGCAAGAACCGACGGAUUUAAAGUCUUCCUCGCCUGCUGCGGUUGCAGGCAAAAUUGAGCUGCCCAAAGAUGAAGGUGCACCCAAGGUAGAUGCUCCUGCCCAAAAUGUUGAUGCUGUCAAAGAGGAGUCUGUUCCCAAGCCAGAAGUGGCUGCCAAUCAGAAUAUUUCUGACAAGCAGGAACUGCCUCCCCCACCAAAUGCCGCCCCUAAAGUGGAGGAAGCCGUUAAGAGUGAACAGAAGCAGGAGGAAGCCCCCGCUGAAAAGGAUGAAACCCCUUCGAAAAAGGAGGAAACCCCAGCAAAGCAAGUAUCCGUAGAAGAGCCAAAAGUCGCAGCCCCACCACUGGCCGUAAAUAGCCCAGCAGCUGCUCCGUCCCUAGAUGAUACUGAAGUUGACAAGAAAAAUGAAGCCACCGAUACGGACGCAGCUCCCGGAAACCCUUUCCCCCACGAAGGCGAUUCCGAAGAAGAUUCAUAUGGACCCGACUCCUUUAAGCAAUCGCAAGAAAACCUUUGCAAGGAUUCGACCAUGCCGCUGGUCAGGGAGACCAUCAACAAUGUACACUACUACAGCUUCAACUUCUCUAUGAUGGUGGCCACGCCCAGUGAUGAGGGCUUGUACAACCUUUACUUCCACGCCUGUCCCAAUUAUCACACCUCAAAAAUAAUGUCCUUCAAUGUGGACAUCGAGGAGAACAACAAUGGCAACUAUUUGUCGGCUGGAGAAAUGCCCCUGCCAGCCUUGUACUUCAUGAUGAGCCUGCUCUUCUUUCUCUCCGGCCUCUUUUGGGUUUUCAUUUUGAAGAAGAGCAAGCACACUGUGUACAAAAUCCAUUAUUUGAUGGCCGUGCUGGUGUUCCUCAAGUCCCUCUCGCUGAUGUUCCAUUCGAUCAACUAUCACUUCAUCGAAAAGCGGGGCGAGCAUGUGGAGACCUGGGCCAUCCUUUACUACAUUGCCCACCUGCUGAAGGGCGCCGUGCUCUUCAUCACCAUCGUUUUGAUUGGCACCGGCUGGACUUUUAUUAAGCACAUUCUCUCUGACAAGGACAAGAAGAUUUUCAUGAUCGUAAUUCCACUGCAGGUUCUGGCCAACGUGGCCCAGAUCAUUACGGACGAGUCUGAUCAGAGCGACGCCGAGUUCCGUACCUGGCACAACAUCUUCUUCUUCGUGGAUCUGCUGUGCUGCGGCGCCAUUCUCUUUCCAAUCGUAUGGUCCAUCCGACAUCUACAUGAGGCCUCUGCGACAGAUGGCAAGGCGGCGAUCAAUUUGCGCAAGUUGAAGCUGUUCCGUCAGUUCUACAUCAUGAUCGUGUGCUAUAUCUACUUCACGCGGAUCAUCGUCGAUCUGCUGCAGAUGACGGUGGUGUUCCAAUACGCCUGGCUAGACGAGAUGUUCCGUGAGAUGGCCACAUACGUGUUCUUCGUGCUGACUGGCUACAAGUUCCGUCCAGUAUCCUCGCAUCCAUACUUCACCGUGCCGGACGAAGACGAGGAUGACGACGAGGUGGAGGUGCUUACCGAAUCUGGUCUCACGGAGACGGUGCACCGUGUGAAGCAGCUAAACCGAAACCACGGAAGCGGCUUGGGCGGAAUCACCAUCAUCGAGGGCAACGAUGAUGAGCGCGAGAACCUGAUUGCAAAGCGGGAAUCAAGCCAUGAGUACGAUUAGGCCCCAUAAUGGAAGCCAAUUGAUCUGCAUCACCAAUAUUCCCUGCAUUAGUCCGUAGUCUAUAGUCCCCGGAGUCUUGGAUAUAAUGACUCAAAUUCUGAGCUAGUACUUUACCAUUACUUUAAUAUAUUUGUUUUAUGUUCAGCGCAUCUUAAGAGAAAUCAAUAAGAAAAUCAAAAGCAAACGCGAUGGCCAUGGAGGGGAUAAUCUCAGCAUAUAAACUUGUAUAGGGCAACGUCGGCACAACGUUUGGUGGGCACCAACUGCUCCUCCACCACCUCCUCCAGUGCCCGUCCAGUCGCCAGCCAAGGAACCCUUGUAAAUAAAUAAUGAAUCCGCUUAACGGAAUACUGAACGCUUGUGACACCCAGGCCCUAUCCUUGGUUUAAGAUAUACAUAUACAUAUAAAUAAAUACACUUAUGUAAUUACCUAUAAUUUUAUGAAUAUAACAAAGCUUUAAUAUGUAAACCC